CGGAUGGACUACUGCUGCUGAAAGACAGCCAACAUUGAUUCCUCUUGUAACCAAGACCAUGGAUAAACUUGGAAAGCCUGGUUCUGGGUUUGCCAGAACUCGAAUUCCCAGACCGCAAAUUGUAUUCCAUUCCAUUCAGCCUCCUUCCCAUUCGCAGGUCUCUGGCAUUUGCAGAAGUUGCCCUUGCAAAAUGAGCCAGUUUCCUCAGAAGAGUUCUAUGGAGCCCCCAUUGUCGGAGUGCAUGAAUUCCAGAGUAGAUUCUUUGGACAGUUUGUCAAUGGACAAUUUUUGGCUGGAGGUGGAGAACAUCAAACAGAGCACUGAAGCUGAGCAAGAGGAGUGCAACCUUGCAGAUGUCAAAACCCCAGAGGAGGGAGAAGCAGAAGCUGAGUGGCUACAGGAUGCAGGCCUCUCUGACCUAAUUGGGGAGGACACCUCAGAAAAUGACAACAUAGUGCUGCUCUCCACCUUGACCAAGACGCAGGCUGCAGCCGUGCAACGAAGGCUGGAUACUUACUCGCGGUCACGGCGGAAGAAGAACAAACCACCCGUGCGUGAUGUCAGAGACAUUUUUGGUGUGGUCGGCUCUGAGAACACCUUGAAUGCUGAGCCAACUUCUGCCCUCCAAUGCAAGUAUGGGUUUUCUGCUGAAGAUUAUGGGAGCCCUGUACAAACAAACAUACUUAGCAUGUCUUACCUUCCUGGUACUUCCACAAAUAUGAGCAAUCACAAUAUCCCUUUGUGGUGGUUGAAUGUUAUUCCCACUUUACAGAUGAGAAAACUGAGGCACACAGAGGAGAAGGUAGUGGAGAUGGAGGAGUCUGACAAGGAUCGGUCUCAGCACAGUGUGGAGACUUCAAACUGCACUCAGAAACCAGAUUCAAGGGGACUCCAGGAUUUUUCUUGCAUGCUCAGAAGCCCUGGAAAAGAGGAGAUAUUCUGUACUGACAUUGCCUACUCGGAGCAAGCAGCCAUUUUGCUCAAGGGAUCAUUUCUACAGGAGCCUAGGAAGAUAAAGGAUGAGAGCGCCCUGACUCAGUUUAAGAUUCCCAAGGGCAGGCUGGGAAUGACCCGGAUAGGAGACUUAUCUUCACAGGACAUGAAGAAGAUCCCCACAUUGGCCCUGAUUGAGCUGACUGCUCUCUGCGACAUCCUGGGCUUGGAGUUAAAGAGGAACAAGGCAGCCAAACAGAAGGCAAAAGAGAAUCGACUCUUUGGAGUUCCACUCAGCACUUUGUUGGAAAAUGACCAAAAACUCAUCCCCAACGCCAAGGUCCCUCUGAUUCUCCAAGCAUUGCUGUCAUGUUUGGAAAAGAAAGGGCUUGACACUGAAGGCAUCCUGAGAGUUUCUGGGUCCCAGACCAGGAUUAAGAGCCUGGAGGAAAAGCUGGAAAGUGACUUCUAUACCGGUCUGUUCCGCUGGGAUGAGGUCCGCCAGAACGACGUGUCUGGCUUACUGAAGAGGUUCAUUCGAGAGCUGCCCACCCCUCUGUUGACAGCCGAGUAUCUGCCGGCUUUCGCUGCUGUGCAAAAUAUCCCAGAUCUGAAGCAGAGAUUGCAAGCUCUCAACCUGCUUAUCCUGAUUCUUCCAGAGCCCAAUAGAAACACCCUAAAGGCUCUGCUGGAAUUUCUCAGUAAAGUGGUUGCUAGGGAGAAAAAGAACAAAAUGAAUCUCUGGAAUGUUUCCACAGUCAUCGCUCCGAAUCUCUUCAUGCAUAAAGGACUGGCGAAUAAGAUCCCAGAAGGGAAGGAGAAGCAGCUGGCAGAGGGGGCAGCCGAUGUUGUGCGGAUGAUGAUCCAUUACCAAGACUUGCUUUGGACUAUUUCCUCUUUCCUGGUAGCUCAAGUGAGAAAACUGAAUGAGAGCAGCAGCCGGAGGUACCAGUUCUAUGACAAACGGAUCAAAAACUUGCUACGGAAGAUUCACACAGACAAGGACAAAGUGGAGAAGAACCAGGCAGAACCUUCCAAGACAGUGAAAGUACAGACGUCUCUGUUACUGAAGGAUUCACUGGAGGUUCAUCUGAACAAUGGAACCAAAGCUGCUGAUGUCCUGAGGCAGUUUCAGAAACACCUCAGUCAGAAUGGCUGGAGUAUUGUCAACAAAGUCAGCCUCAUCAAACGUAAUGGUGCUGUCGAGUCGAUGAACCUGCUCCUCUAUGAAGUAGGCGGCAACAUAAGUGAACAUUGCCUGGAUCCAGAUACAUAUCUCUUAGACUUGUACCACAUCAACCCCCAUGCUGAAUGGAUUAUAAAGCAAAAUCCGUCCUUUCCACGGAUGCUCUAGGGAAAACAUGAGUGAAAAUAGACUUUUGUUUCAAGAUUCUGGGCGGGAGCAGAAAGCUAGAACUUUUCUUAAUGAAUGUGACGUCCCAGAAUGGAGGAAAGUUGUUACUUUGGAGCGAAAUAAGCAGUGUUGGUUUGGAAUGUCUUUUACUGUUUCAGUUACAGCAGGCUGAAAAAAAGAGAGCAUGUGAGAGUUGGUAACCAAUGGAAGUCAACAUUAGGUCACGGAAUCCGGAGGGUGUGAAUACUUUUAGUAAAGCACCUGCAAGCAGAGCUGCAGAGAAAGUGGGGGAGAGACCUGUCCUGGAGCAAGAACCUGGUAGAAUGUCUCUUAAUCCUUUUGGGUUUGCAUUGUUCUUUAUUUUGACCACGUCCUCAUUUUGGAGGAGAGAGAUGGUCAAAUCAACUAGCACUAUCAACAGUCUAGUCUUCUUGUGUUGCAUGUGUUAAGUUUCAUGGACUUUUCACUGAGUGUCACAUGUACAGUGCUGGAAGAACUAGACUCGUUUUCACCCCUACCCCCACUCCUCAAGUCUCAUGGUUUCUCUGAAAAGUGUUAGGAUGCUUUCGGUUUUGUUUGUGGAGGGAUGUAAUGAGUGGCCAGAUAUAAGGAGAGACUUGCAUUCUUCAUGUAACAUCUACAGUUAAAGCUGCACGCAAGAAAAAGUAAUUGUUUCUGGAAAGACAUGGACUUGGUAUCAGCUCUUCUCAGAGGGACCAGCUGAUAGAAGAGACAUGCCAAGGAGGAGCUGCUUGCCUGUCCCUGCACAUGUACUGUUGGUAAUGCACAGUGGAAAUCAUAAUAGAUACACCCAAGAUGUGAAGUGCUCCAGUACUGAAAGGAAGACCAGCAUCUAGUUUUGCUGCUUAAUCAUCUUUGUGAAACCUCCAGGGUAAAAGGUGGCAGAGGAGAAAUUCUGGAACAGUAUUUGAGGAAUUUUUAUGAUUGUAUUUCAAAGAACUUCUGUCUUGAUAUAGGGGCCAAACUGGGCUUGGUUUGGGUGAGGUAGAUCGUAUGUUAAAGCCUGCAAAAUCAAUAUUAAUGUGAGGCUUAGUCUGACCUGGCCACAGUUCCACACAGCUUCUUAUAGUCCUUGCCAGGGUAAAGGUAAUCUAAGUGAUGGGUGGAGAUCAUCUUUGACUACAAACUCCCUCAGGCUACUGUGAGCACCAAAUUGGGCUCUUUUACACUGGCUGCAACCUUCCAUGACUCUGGAGUGUGCGUGCUGUGGGUUUGGGGAGAACACAGAAUAGUUAUGGCCUGUCUGGUAGCAUAAACAUCUGUGUACUGGCUUCCUUAAGAUCGGAACUGGAAUGCAGCUCUGGAAGAAUACCUCAGAAGUGUCACUGUCCUUACAGUGGUGCUGAAAUCCCUAAAGAAUGAGGGAGCCCACUAUACACACUGGUAGAAUGUGGAAUGUGCAGCAAAUCUGUCCGUCUAACUGUACCCCCAGCAGGCAAUAUAAUGUAUUUUAAACAUUCAUGUGGCACAGACAGGGCUGUCCUUCAAGUAUACUUCAGAAAGUCGUCUUCUGCCUAUCCUUGUCCACCUUGGAGACGAUCUCAGUAUUAUUUAUUUCACUAAUUGAGUUGUUUCCAUUGCCAUCUGAAUUGAUCCUCUUUCCUGUUUUCUCAGGCUGAUAUUUAGCUGUUACUCUUCCCUGUCUUGGAAUCAUAACAUUUCUUAUAAGAGCACUUCAAGUAUAGAUUUCUUUUCCUUUUUCCAUCCCAGUUAAAUUCUUUUGAGAGGAUUAAGAUGCUUGAGAAACAGCUGAGCCAUAUUCUGUUUAAUUCUUCUUAGUCCUGAUGUCAUUCCUGUAUUUACGCUGCUGACUUUUUAAAAUGUUGUCUAUAUGAGAAUGUCUGUUGUUGUUUUUUGAUUGUUUUUUAGAUUAAAGCUAUGAUGUGCAGAUGCACGGAUUUGA
Mauremys reevesii (Reeves's turtle) is the source of this 4211-nucleotide messenger RNA. It is a transcript of the gene ARHGAP40, whose product is annotated as Rho GTPase activating protein 40. The record is from RefSeq and is a predicted model, not a curated record. Gene Ontology annotation, biological process: regulation of small GTPase mediated signal transduction; signal transduction; regulation of actin filament polymerization. Bases 59 to 2287 code for a protein of 742 amino acids. Gene Ontology annotation, cellular component: cytoplasm. NCBI's taxonomy places the organism in Eukaryota, Metazoa, Chordata, Testudines, Geoemydidae. Gene Ontology annotation, molecular function: GTPase activator activity. The transcript has 16 exons.